GCCCAGGCGCGGUUACCUCUGCCGCCAAGGUUGUUUGAUCUUUUCGUGAGCGAGCUGCUAGCCCGUCCGAGGGUCCAGAACGGGAGCCUGACCGAGUGUCUGGCGCGACGCCAUGGAAGUAGUGGAGGCCGCCGCUGCUCAGCUGGAAACUCUGAAAUUCCACGGCGCCGGCUUUGGGGUGGGCCAAGGUCAGGAGGUGCCGUCUCCUGGCCCUAUUCCUAUCCCGGAGCCACGGCAGCCACUACAGUCGGAGGAGGGGUCCCCGGACACUGGGCAGGCCGCGGAGGCUCAGCCUGCCGGGGGGCAGCCGCCUCCGCUCGCGCCGAGCCUUGCGGCCGGCGGGAACCUCGCGCCGCAGUCGCAGCCGGAACCUCCACCCGGAGGGAACUGCGUCACCGGCCCGGGCGCUGCGGAGCUGGCGCGGACCCCAGACUCCCCGGAGACCUCGGACUCGGAUUCGGACUCGGACAGUGAAACAGAUUCCGAUAGUUCAAGCUCCUCCUCUUCCUCAUCAUCUUCCUCAACAUCUUCCUCUUCCUCUCAUAUAUCACUUCCUCCAGUGCUGUCAGAUGGAGAAGAUGAUUUACAAGCUGAGAAGGAAAAUAAGAAUUUUCCUCUUAAAACAAAAGAUGAGUUACUUCUUAACGAACUACCUUCUGUUGAAGAACUCACUAUUAUUCUGCCUGAAGAUAUUGAAUUAAAGCCCCUUGGGAUGGUUUCAAGUAUUAUUGAACAAUUAGUAAUAAUUGAAUCUAUGACUAACUUACCUCCAGUUAAUGAGGAGACUGUAAUUUUUCAAAGUGAUCGACAGGCAGCAGGAAAGAUAUUUGAGAUAUUUGGACCUGUUGCACAUCCGUUUUAUGUGUUACGGUUUAAUUCUUCAGAGCACAUUGAGAGUAAAGGUAUUAAAAUAAAGGAUGCUAUGUAUUUUGCUCCAUCAAUGAAAGACUUCACUCAAUAUAUCUUCACAGAAAAACUGAAACAGGAUAGGGGAUCAGAUGCAUCAUGGAAGAAUGAUCAGGAACCACCACCAGAUGCCUUAGAUUUCAGUGAUGAUGAAAAGGAAAAAGAAGCCAAACAGAGGAAAAAAUCUCAGAUUCAAGGCAGGAAAAAAUUCAAAUCUGAAUUUAGUGAAUCAGGUGAAGAUUUUGCAGAAAUACAUCAGAAUUGGAAUGCUCAUAGCUCUUCUUCAGAGCAUUCAAAAGGAUAUCGCAACAGAGAAUUCACACGAGGAUUUUCCCGGGGUAGAUAUCCUCGACCUGGCCAUGGCAGGCUCCCACCUCCACAGUUUUAUAACUCAGAACAUAUGGUCCCUCAGGAGACUUCGGGAUUUCCACCUCAGAGACAAGAUAAUCCCAUCAUGCCGCAGUAUCCCUUUCCUCCUCCAGUGUUUGACAUGCAUAAUUUUUCACUCCCUCCUCCUCCACCACCACCUCCACCACCUGCAUCUGGAAACAUGGGUUGGGCUGCACCUGGCAUGGCGCCUCAUCCGUUACUUCCCUUACCAUACUCCAUACCUCCACCUCCUCCCCCUCCACCCCUGCCUCCGCACCCCUCUUCUGGAGAGAGUAGUUCUUCUCAUUUUGGACCUUACUAUUAGGUGAACGAACGUAUGCAUUUCCAGAGAAAUGUGGACUUUUUAUAUUAUAUGAGAAGGAUUUUUUUUAAAAAAAGAAAGGAAUUAUGGAGCUAGAUUUUUAAAACAUUGUAAAAUACUAAAUGAUUCGUUCAAUUGUAAGUUGAUAUAUGUAUUUGUAACCUUUGUGAAAUUGUAUCCAUAUGAAAAUUUCACUUCAAAUUCUUUGGGAGGGAUUCUAUUAUGUAAUAUUUAAUUAAA
Molecule: messenger RNA, 1837 nt
Organism: Ceratotherium simum simum (southern white rhinoceros)
Lineage: Eukaryota; Metazoa; Chordata; Mammalia; Perissodactyla; Rhinocerotidae
Gene: NAF1
Product: nuclear assembly factor 1 ribonucleoprotein
Biological process (GO): box H/ACA snoRNP assembly; pseudouridine synthesis; ribosome biogenesis
Cellular component (GO): sno(s)RNA-containing ribonucleoprotein complex
Molecular function (GO): RNA binding
Source: RefSeq, a predicted model, not a curated record